CUGGCAGUAACGAGCUGUAUAUAACUUUCACCUCUAAUAUAAUACAGUCACAGGGAGGCUUUAAACUCAAGUUUUCUAUAGGUUGUCCAUCUAUACCAACAUCUCCUAAUAUGGUAAUAUCUUCGAAUGAGACGAAGCCUGGUACAAUGGUUGACAUACACUGUGAUAAUGGUUAUUCCUUCACUCAAUCCAUGUUUAAUUCCAUGUCCCAGUUAACGUUCACCUGUUUAACCGGGGGAAAAUGGAAUGAAACAGUAUAUCCAACAUGUCAAGUAACAUAUUGUGGCAUACCAGAUCCUAUCAAUAAUGGCUUUAUAUUAAACUCAACCGGUAGCUCAGUCGUUGGGCAGAAAGUAACGUAUGCAUGUUAUGAUGGUUUUCAGACUCAGACACCUGGGAGUCUCGAAUCCACGUGUGAAGCUGGUGGAAUGUUUACUUCCGGUAUAGUAUGUCAAGCCAAACAAUGUCCGGAGUUAACGCUAUCAGCCAAUUUGAUGACGAAUAAUACUGGCACCGAUUUCGGCGACUUGGUGGUAUUUUCGUGUGCUCCCGGGUAUGAUCUGAGGGGAGCCAAACAAGUGAUUUGUAAUACAGGCGGUACAUGGUCGCAUCCCACACCCACGUGUGUAGCAAAACAAUGUCCAAUUCCAAUGUUUAAAGAUGCAUUAACUAUGGCGACAACAGCUGAAAAUCUGGGUACAGCUGUGGCAUUUGCCUGUAAUUCUGGUUAUGUGAUCAAUGGUACCACUGAUACUUCCAAAUCAUUAACCUGUGGAACUGAUCAAAUGUUUGCUGGCGAUGUUGUAUGUGUUGAUAAAGAUGAGUGUGAACUAAACACUAAUUCCUGUGAUGAUAUAACCCAGAUGUGUGUAAAUAUACCGGGAAAUUUCAGAUGUGAUUGUAAACCAGGUUUUAAACCUACUGGUUCUACGUGUGCAGAUAUUGUUGAGUGUGAUAUGAAUAAUGGCGGCUGUAGUCAUACUUGUACCAAUUCAAUGGGAAGUUUUUCGUGUGAAUGUCCAUCGGGUUUCUCUCUUUUUACACAAGACGGUACAAAUCGUAGAAAUAUCCAAGCACCUGAUACCGGGUUGAAAGAAGGCGACAUAUAUCAUAUCAACCAUACCUGUGUUCGAAACGUCUGUCCACAUCCAGGGAAUCUAACCAAUGGUCUACUACUCAGUUUAAGAGAGUAUUUUUUCUAUAAUGAAACUGUAAAAUAUCAGUGUAAUAUUGGAUAUCAAUUAAAUGGAUCUAGUGAUCUGACAUGUGGACCUAAUCAAUCUUGGGAUCAAAGUGUUCCAACCUGUGAACGUGCCCAGUGUACCGGUGUGAUGUUAGAAGGACCAGCAUUAAAUCAAGAACGGGCUACGAUAAAAAUGGGUGAAACGGAAGUAGAAUAUGGUGGAAAGGCUAUUGUAGAAUGUCUGCUAGAUGAUGGUAGUAGAGUCAACAAAACACAAUAUUGUGCAUACAAUAGUCAGAAUAAUACGUAUGAUUUACAGGGGGAUUCUACUCUCUGUCCAGUAAUCGAAUGUGGUCCGUUAUUGACCAUACCCGGAUCAACAGUACCAACCGUCAAUUCUACAAUCGGUUCCAGUUUUACAUUUACGUGUCAACCUAAUUUCAACCGACAAGGAUCUGCCAAUGAAACUGUUGAAGAUUUUGAAGUUGUUUGUAUGAAUACUGGUCGCUGGCGAUAUGGUAACCUUACAUGUGUCGGUAAUUCAUGUUCCGAUCCCGGAACAUCAGCUAAUGCGACACAGGUUACCGAUGGUUACGGAUUUGGGCAGUCUGUGAGCUACACCUGUUCAAGAAGUGGCUAUACGCCCGUGCCAGCAGAACCAUUAUACUGUACAAUUAACAGUAAUGGUCAGGUAGACUGGAAUUCUACAGUACCCACGUGUAAAGAUACAACCGAUCCAGUAUUUGAUAAUUGUCCAACCGAACUUUACUUGAAGAAACCCCUGGAGGAAUUUACCUUUUCCCCACCGACAGCUACAGAUAAUUCAGGAUCUGUCAUGGUAACGGCUUCAGAUGACUUUACCGGUAGAGUUACUCUACUGGAUGAUUUAAACGUUACCUACACGGCUAUAGAUGGUGAAAAUAACACAGUAACUUGCCUUGUUAGUUUCAUCGUACAAGCAGCACCAUGGUAA
This is a messenger RNA of Patella vulgata (common limpet), 2156 nucleotides long. Its product is annotated as sushi, von Willebrand factor type A, EGF and pentraxin domain-containing protein 1-like. NCBI's taxonomy places the organism in Eukaryota, Metazoa, Mollusca, Gastropoda, Patellidae. The transcript is spliced from 13 exons. The record is from RefSeq and is a predicted model, not a curated record. Bases 111 to 2156 code for a protein of 681 amino acids. Gene Ontology annotation, molecular function: calcium ion binding.